AUGCCGUUUUACACGAUAGAUGAAUUUGAAAGUCAGAUUUUGAACAUUGAUGUCGAGUUAAAUUUGUUAAACAACUCAGAAGAUACACAAAUUGACCUGUACGACGAUGAGGCGAGGGAGGACGGAAGAGAAUAUGGAGUGUUUGUGUUUUAUCAAAACGAUAUCGACGGAAUAUGCUCCAUGUUCAUACUGGAACAUCACAAGAAGUUCAGAAGCGGGUUGAAGCUGAGAAGUUAUCCGGUAAAUAGCGAGUCGGACAUAUACACAUACAUAAAGAAGGAGCUCUCGAUGAAAUCAGCAAUUCCAACAUUGAACGCAGAUGUGUUAACGGCACGCCUUCAGGGAGACAAGUAUCUGAGAGUAGUGCUCUUGGGCAUAAACGGCUGGAGCGACCAGAUUCUGUACGCAAUUAAGCUUUAUUUUUUAAACCUGCUGCCUGAAGAGUACAAGCGGCUCUUUAAAAUGGCAGUGUUGACGACGACGAGGCCGUUAUCGUUUUUCAACACGACACACAACGACGAGUGGUACUUCUUUUUGCAAGAUGAGAGCGAUAUCAUCCGCGAAAUACAGCAGGAGGAGCUGCAGAGUAACGAAAAUGUCGUAAUCAGCGGAAUAUACAAGAUGAAUGCGACUUCGAGCCUAGUGGAAUCAGUCGUUGAUUGUGUGAACGAAUGCGAUAAGGCAAUAGUGAUAUUUGCAAAUUGUAUUGGAAUACUGAGCAAUCACGAGUUUAACAACAACUAUAACAUUAAUUUGACCACACAAAUAAUCAAUAACAGAGAUAAGAUAAACUCGUUGCAAGGUGGACCAUAUGUAAAAUAUGAUACGGAUAAGCUGUUGACUCCAUUGAUAACACUCUCGUCUUUUGAGGAGUCGCUUAAGAUUAGUCCUUAUAUUUUGAUAUAUGACCCGAACAUAAGGGACGAAACUCUAUCUGAAAUAAGAAUACACUGCAACUUAAAGUUAGACGAGUACACAUCGCAAUUUACGAACCUUCCCCCGAGUAAGCAGGCUGAAGUGUUGCAAUCGUUAAAGAAAAAGUUGGAUGUCACAAAGAAUAAGAAUCAGCUGCUCUGGAUAAGAAGGACCAUAACCAUAUCAUCUCUAGACGUAAUGUACAUUAUUUUAUCGGUUCAAAUGAGGUCGUUCUACUCAACAAACGUGAAAAACGACAACAAUGAUUUAAUCGUAACGGAUUUUUUAUACAAGAUACUGAUUGAAAGAGUAUAUGAGGAAAGUGGUUAUGACAAGGGCAUACUCAUUAAAUUGAAAAAUUAUACAAUGGAUUUCAUACAGUAUAUAUAUAAACUGGCGAUAGACGUGGGAUACAGUGAGUUGUUGGUGACCACAAUAUAUCCAACGUACUCAGUAACACUAUCGUGCCACUUAAGCUUUAUCUCAUAUCUCAUUUUAUCGAUAUACACGAAGAGAAAAUCUGAGGAUAAGACUGAUAAUAAGACCCUGCUGCUAUUCAUAAAGAACCCUGCCGGCACUGGUGGCGAUGCUGAGAAAACUAAUGGCACCGGUAGAACUAACGGCGCCGGCAGUGCUAAGGACAACGCUGCCAAGAACAGCAGUGUCGAAAACAACAACGCCUACGUAAUAUUUGGAUACAACUCUGAGACUAGUAGAAACAACGGGGACGUGUGGCCUUUGGUCUUUAAGUCAGUUGCACAUGAAAACAGGAAUUUCCUGCUCGACUGCUUAAACCCGAACAUAGUAUACACCAACCUCAACGACGUCACCUUCAUAAGGAACCAGAUAGUGAACAAUCUGAAGAUAGUGCUGAAGAUUCAGUAUCAGACACACGAGGAGUCUAACACAAUAGAUCCGAGUGAACUGUUAUGA
Molecule: messenger RNA, 1848 nt
Organism: Theileria orientalis strain Shintoku
Lineage: Eukaryota; Apicomplexa; Aconoidasida; Piroplasmida; Theileriidae
Exons: 12
Coding region: 1-1848 (615 amino acids)
Source: RefSeq, a predicted model, not a curated record